CAGAGAGAAUGCGCCAGCAGUAAGGAGGGGACGAAGCCUUGUCUGCUACGGCUUCUCCCCGUAGCUGGAGCAUCCCUAGUGGAAACCUCCAACGUACUAAACACGUACACCUCGGGAAUUCCCGGGCCUUUGUAAAGCACUGUGAAGCGGUGUCAGCAACCACUGUUAUUCUUACACAGAUCAUCUAUUCAUUGCCUUUGAGCAUAUGUGAUACAAUGGGCUUACGUUGCAUGGAAGCACACAGUUUUGGCAUGGUUGUUUUAUCUUCAGUUAAUUUGCACUACAUUGCCUAUCUAAUUUCUUAGCAAAGUGUGCCUGUGGUCAGGGCAUGUGAGACCAGGUUUACAGAAACUUCAAUGAAAUUCAAUCCUACAAUGUAAAUACUCGUGUUACCAGGUCCAGGUCUGUAGUAUUAUUCUCACAUUAAUACAGAAACUUGAUAUAAAAUACACAGUGGCAGAGGAGGUGUGUCAAGAACAACAACAAAAAACUCUCAUUUAGAAAGCAUUACGAUUUUAACUGAAAAAGUUAUGUUUUUGUAGUAUCCCGUUUUUCUGAUACACAGGUACACCUCUUGAUACAAAUGGCACUACAUGACCCUUUGCAUUCUUGGAUCCCAUUUCUUAGGGUUAUUUGUGCUUACAGACUCCUCAGUUUCCAUUGCCUUAUGAGUAACUGUUCCUGAUUGAGACGCAAGUUUCACUUUCUGUUCCCUGUUCAUUACCCUCGGGUGACGUGACAGCUGGCCCACAUAAAAGAGAAGUCCUAAGAACAUCGCUGCUACUUUGGGUUUGAAGCUAUCUGAAGACAAAUUAAUAGAGAAGCAAAACCAUGAGCACAGUUUCCAAGACUUCCCUGAAGAGUUCCCUGCUGCAGCUAGAAUGUUAUUUUACAUGGACUUUGCUGAAGCAAGAUGUGGAUCUCAAUGACCUAGAAGAGAGAAUAAACCAUCAGAUUGAGUUUUUAACAAAAUCCAAGGUCAGAAGUUAUAAUCUCCUAUCCUAUGUAUGCCACCUAAAUAAUUCAAAUGAGGAAGCCCUGAGAAAUCUCCAAAAAGCUGAAGAAGAAGUUAAAAGAAAUCACCCAGAUGAAAUUGCCAGAAGAAGUCUUCUUACCUGGGGGAACUGCGCCUGGAUCUGUUACUACAUGGGAAGAUAUGAAGAAGCUCAGAAAUAUGCAAGCAAAGUGGAAAACAGCCGCAAAAAGUUUUCAAGUACUCCUCAAUGGAAAGAUCAGCUUCCUGAGAUCUACGCUGAGGAAGGAUGGGCAUUAUUAAAAUUCGGGAAGAAAUACUAUGAGAGAGCAAAGACUUGCUUUGAAAAUGCUCUGCGGAAUGAACCAGACAACCCAGAAUUUAAUACUGGCUAUGCAAUAACGAUGUAUCGUUUGGAGAAUCCUUCUCUGAAACAAAGCGUGUCCAUAAACCUCCUGAAGCGCGCCGUAGAACUGGAUCCAGAGAAUACUUCCCUUCUGGUAUUAUUUGCAUUAAAACUUCAGGACUUAAAGCAAAUUGAUGAAGGGGAAAGACACAUUGAAGAAGCAAUGAAGAAAACUCCUGAUCUUCCUCAUGUCCUGCAAUAUGCUGCCAAAUUUUACAGAAGGAAAGGAGAACUGGACAAGGCAGUGAAGCUUCUGGAAAAGGCCCUAACAAUGACACCCAAUUCUGCCAGUUUGCAUCACCAGCUAGGACUCUGCUACAGAUCAGAGUUCUUUCAACUGAAAAAGGCUACAAAAUACCCCCCUCGAGAACAAGUGGAUAAACUCAUACAACUUUCCAUUGCUCAUUUUAAAACAGCCAUAGAAAAAAAGAUAACUUUUUUUCAUUCCUAUAUGGACCUAGCAAACAUGUAUGUAGAAGGAAAGAGAUAUGAAGAAGCAGAAGAGAUUUUUCAGAAAGCUUUUCAGAUAAAUAUUUUAGAUGAUUUUGAUAAACAACAAUUCUACUGCUGUUAUGGCAAUUUUAAACACUUUCAUUUGAGAAAAUAUUCUGAAGCCAUUGAGGAUUACAUGGAAGGGCUAAAAAUUAAAAAAUACUCUUAUUAUUUUGAUAAGUGCAAAGAAUCUCUUAAGAAAUUGUUGGAGCAGAGAAUUCGGAGAGGUUCAAGAGAUGCAACAGAUUUUGGCAGACUUGGAUUUGUUCAUAAUCUAAAUGGUGAGAAACAUGAAGCAAUCAGAUGCUAUGAACAAGCUCUUGCAUUGCAUCCUGACAAUGAAGACUAUGCAAGUGCAUUAUAUGAGCUACAACUUUCCAUCUCAAGUUAAAUCUUCAUACUUAAAGUAUGAAAUGUUAAAUCCUUCAUACUUAAAAAAGCCCAACACCAAAACAGACACUCGAAACCUUUUAGUUUUGGAGGUGAUGAUUGUUCAUCUGUUCAUUUACCAACAGAAAGCAUGCUUGGAAAGACUGAAUAAUAGCUGAGGUAUCUUAAUCUUCAAUGUGAGCACUGGUAUAAAGAUCAUGUUUAAGUGAUUAUCUGUAGAACAAUUCAAAGUUGUGAACAUAAGGAAAGACUUUUUUCACUGUGAAGGUGACAAAACACUGUAACAGGCUGCCCAGAGAGGUUGUGGAAUCUAUUUCUCUGGCGACAUUCAAAACCCACCUGAAUGCAUUACUGUGGGACCUAUUCUAGAUGAUUCUGUGCUGGUAGGCAGGUUGGACUAGAUGAUCUUUUCAACCCCUAGCAUUCUGUGAUUCUGUGAAAUUGGGUCAAACCUUCUACUGAGGAAAAUCUGAGGAAACCAUAUUAUCACAGUAUCACAGUAUUGUAGUAUUUCAUCUAUCCACUUGAAAGUCAUGCUUAUACACAAAUAGAAUUCCUAAUAAUUUUUCAGAUUUUUGUUUAAAUAAUGCUAAAAACAUCUUUUCUUGAGGACUUGUUUGCUACCUUGUAUGUUGUUUGACUUUGAAAAAUAACUGCCAUUUGUCUGUCUCACUGGAAAGCUUACAAAAUGUGUAUUAUUGUUGUGAACUAAUAAAGGGAAUUGCACCAA
Molecule: messenger RNA, 2991 nt
Organism: Pogoniulus pusillus (Red-fronted tinkerbird)
Lineage: Eukaryota; Metazoa; Chordata; Aves; Piciformes; Lybiidae
Product: interferon-induced protein with tetratricopeptide repeats 5-like
Exons: 2
Coding region: 832-2262 (476 amino acids)
Biological process (GO): defense response to virus
Cellular component (GO): cytosol
Molecular function (GO): protein binding
Source: RefSeq, a predicted model, not a curated record